CUGGCUCGACAGCGGGCAUCGGUCACCAGGUAUGAAGCGGGCACUGGGUCACCAGGCAUCAGGUCAUUUGGCUCGACAGCGGGCACCGGAUCAGGUAAGGAUCAUCUGGAUCAACAGCGGGCAUCGAGUCAACUGGCCUAAUAGGAUCGUCAGGCUGGAUCAGUUCACAGUCAUUGAGGCAUCAGGACCGAGUAGAGGCAUCAGGCUGAGUAGAGGCAUCAGGCUGAGUAGAGGCAUCAGGCUGAGUAGAGGCAUCAGGCUGAGUAGAGGCAUCAGGCUGAGUAGAGGCAUCAGGCUGAGUAGAGGCAUCAGGCUGAGUAGA
Messenger RNA from Staurois parvus, 322 nucleotides. The record is from the annotation of a GenBank genome assembly. NCBI's taxonomy places the organism in Eukaryota, Metazoa, Chordata, Amphibia, Anura, Ranidae.